Molecule: messenger RNA, 519 nt
Organism: Cladocopium goreaui
Lineage: Eukaryota; Dinophyceae; Suessiales; Symbiodiniaceae
Source: the annotation of a GenBank genome assembly
AUGUCGAUUUCUGUAGAUGUUCCUGCCGCCGGUGCCUUCGAAAUCCCUUUGACUGCUUCGAGCACUGCGGCUGACGUGAUAUUGCUUCUCCGUGAGCGUUUGCCAGACUGUCCAUGGCAUGGCAACAAGAUGCUUUCCUAUGGAGUUUGCCAGCUGCAGUGCAAUGACUCUGUUCAGGCGGCCAACCACAGCACUUUGGUCUUCACAAACUAUUCGGAGAUCAGCAACAAGGAGGCCUGCUCCAUCCCAGACACGGCCGAGCGCGGAAUCACUCGAGAGCAAUUGGUGAAAGUGGUUCGUUUCGUCUCGAAGAUGGCUGACAGAUGUUGCGAAACCUUUGGGGAAGAUCAUGGGACAAAGCUGAAGUUUGAAGACUUCAACUUAUAUCAUGCUGAUUAUUGGCUCAUAAAGCCAGCCACCCAAGGCUAUCAGGACAAGGGAUGCAGUUUGGUGGAGGUUAUGGCAGUAGAAGCUCAGAGACCUCAUUGGUUUGUGUCCCACGCCUGGAUUGAGCCUUAG